CAACCAACCUCAUCUUAUCUUUAAAAAAUUAAAGCGAACCCAUGGCGACACUCAUACUUGGAGCUCUACCUCUGACACCUAAAUCUCGCAUUUCCUCUUCUCAAUCUCAAGCUCUCGGCACUCCUCUCAGCUCCUCAGCUCGCUCAGUUUCGCUCUGUUUCACUCCUUCUCCUUCAAUCCCCAUCGUGUACAGUGGUCGUGGCGAUAAGAAGACGGCCAAAGGAAAGCGUUUCAAUCACUCCUUUGGCAAUGCGAGGCCGCGAAACAAGAAGAAAGGGAGAGGACCGCCGAGGGUAUACGCACCUCCUGCUCCACCAAGGAAAGAUAAGUAUGAUGAUGAUGAGAAAAUAGAUAUCGAAAUCGAUGAAUCUUUAUUCUCUGGUUAAUUCAGAUAUCCUGUGUUUCUUCUAAUUGCUGUAUUUGUAUUGAAUCUUGAGAUGUUAUGUCGUCAUUGUCAAUUUACAAUUUGUUCUUGUUUUUAA
This is a messenger RNA of Mangifera indica (mango), 482 nucleotides long. RefSeq names its product 30S ribosomal protein S31, chloroplastic-like. The transcript is spliced from 3 exons. Lineage: Eukaryota; Viridiplantae; Streptophyta; Magnoliopsida; Sapindales; Anacardiaceae. Gene Ontology annotation, cellular component: ribosome; plastid. The record is from RefSeq and is a predicted model, not a curated record. The coding region runs from base 42 to 386 and encodes 114 amino acids. Gene Ontology annotation, biological process: plastid translation.